UGAAUAAUUUGAUGAAUUUGUGAAGUGAUUGGAUUUAAGUCAUUGGCGUGUUCUUCACUUGCUUGUCUCUAUUUUUAAUUACUGACGAUAUUUGUUUUUUUUUUUAAUUAUUGAUUCGAGAAUUAAUAGUUAAUGUGGAUUUAAAGGUAACGUAUAUGAGAGGGUUUUGAGUUUUCAUACGUUAAUUUUGCGGCUUAAAUCAGAGAGAACAAGUCUAUCAAAUUUCAAAACUUUGAAGAUUCGUAGUUUCUCCACGAGCAUCGAUUUUGAUUCUAUUUUUGGCGAAUGCAAGAAUCUCUUUGAAAAUUUGGAAUCUUUAUCCCCAAAAUUCUUCUGGGAGUUUUGGUUAUCUUCCAGGCUGAUUCAUCUUACUUAUAUAUAAACAACUAUAUAUAUAAGCUAAAGAUGGAUCAGAUGUCACCUGAUAACAUCAAUGGACUUAUUCUAGCAGUCUCUUCAAGUAUUUUCAUUGGAUCUAGCUUCAUCAUCAAGAAGAAAGGUCUCAAGAAAGCAGGUGCAAGCGGUGUACGAGCAGGUGAAGGAGGACAUGGAUACUUAUAUGAACCAUGGUGGUGGGCUGGAAUGAUAACAAUGAUUAUUGGGGAAGUAGCAAAUUUUGCGGCCUAUGCAUUUGCUCCGGCUAUUCUAGUAACACCUUUGGGAGCUCUUAGCAUUAUAUUCAGCGCAGUGCUCGCACAUUUUAUCUUGAAAGAGAAGUUGCAUAUAUUCGGGGUUCUUGGUUGCGUUCUCUGUGUUGUUGGGUCUACAACGAUAGUCUUACACGCUCCACACGAGCAGAAGAUAGAAUCAGUCAAGCAAGUAUGGAAGCUAGCUAUUGAACCAGGUUUUCUUGUGUAUUCUGCUGUGAUUUUGAUUGUGGUGCUUGUACUGAUCUUUUACUAUGAACCGCGUUAUGGGAAAACUCAUUUGCUAGUUUAUGUUGGAAUCUGCUCGUUAAUGGGUUCUCUUACUGUGAUGAGUGUGAAAGCUGUGGCUAUUGCCAUAAAGCUUACAUUUUCAGGGAUGAAUCAGUUCAAAUACUUCCACGCUUGGAUUUUCAUUUUAGUAGUCACCAUGUGUUGCAUUUUGCAGAUCAAUUACUUGAACAAGGCAUUAGAUACAUUCAACACAGCGGUUAUUUCUCCGGUUUACUACGUUAUGUUUACAACUUUCACCAUCAUAGCUAGUAUGAUCAUGUUCAAGGAUUGGGCCUCGCAGAGCGGAUUAAAGAUAGCCACAGAGUUGUGUGGUUUUGUGACGAUUUUGUCAGGAACGUUUCUGCUUCACAAGACAAAAGAUAUGGGAAACAGUGGAAGUGUAAGUGGUCGUGGAUCUGUCUCUAUGCCAAGAGACACUCCUGUCUUCACCAACUCAGGUUCUGGUCGGAGCUCCAGCCCGGAAAAGUAGCUUCCUCGGACAACGAUUGAUCUAACGGCUCAGAUUCCUCUCUGUACGUAAAACACGAGCUCAAAGCACAAUGAUGAAUGUAUUUUUGAUAAUGGUUGAGGAAUUUGUUAGGAAUAUAUUUGAUUGAUUGCUUCCUUUUUUUCCCACAUGAGAAUGUAAUUUUACGACUAAACAGAAUCAAGAAAAUGAUUUUUAACUAGAUGUAUAAUAACGGUGUGCAUAUAUAUAAACUGAACCAAGUCUUAAAAGG
Molecule: messenger RNA, 1657 nt
Organism: Eutrema salsugineum
Lineage: Eukaryota; Viridiplantae; Streptophyta; Magnoliopsida; Brassicales; Brassicaceae
Product: probable magnesium transporter NIPA1
Exons: 9
Coding region: 406-1407 (333 amino acids)
Biological process (GO): magnesium ion transport
Cellular component (GO): membrane
Molecular function (GO): magnesium ion transmembrane transporter activity
Source: RefSeq, a predicted model, not a curated record